This is a messenger RNA of Penicillium brevicompactum, 1518 nucleotides long. RefSeq names its product glycosyltransferase family 15 protein. Gene Ontology annotation, cellular component: Golgi apparatus; membrane. The transcript is spliced from 5 exons. The record is from RefSeq and is a predicted model, not a curated record. Bases 1 to 1518 code for a protein of 505 amino acids. Gene Ontology annotation, biological process: protein N-linked glycosylation; cell wall mannoprotein biosynthetic process. NCBI's taxonomy places the organism in Eukaryota, Fungi, Ascomycota, Eurotiomycetes, Eurotiales, Aspergillaceae. Gene Ontology annotation, molecular function: alpha-1,2-mannosyltransferase activity.
AUGAGUUUCAUUCAACGAAUCACGAAACGGCUGCCCAGCGCGCCUAGCCUGCCGUUGGAAGAUGCUCCCAAUGAGAAAGGCCGCCAUCAUCCCAGAUUUGCCUUCUUCCGGCGGAGGAUCCGUCUAAAGGGCAACUCUUCUAUUUCUAUACCCCUGGGUCUUGUUUUACUAUUUCCAUGUCUUGUAAUUGUCCUCAUUCUGCUUCUCUUUGUGCGACACCCUGCCUCUCCCGGGGGCAUCUUAAUCCCAGCGGGCACCCCACCCUCCAUCCGAAAAAUCAGCGAAAAGCACGAUAAGGUCUUCGCCACGGGAUGUAUGCCCAUCGAGCCUGAAGCAAUUGCUAAGGCUCCCCGCGCCAAUGCAGCUUUCGUCGUGCUUGCCAGAAACAAGGAGCUUGAUGGUGUAAUUCAAUCGCUCAAGUCGAUUGAAAGACAUUUCAACCGGUGGUGGAACUACCCCUAUGUUUUCCUCAAUGAUGGCGACUUCGAUGACAACUUUAAGGCCACCGUGAAGAACUACACCAAUGCCGAUGUGGAAUUUGGCAAGAUUGAUAACAGCAUGUGGGGAUUCCCCGAUUGGGUUGACCAUGAUGUUGCCAAGGAAGGCAUCAGGAAGCAAGGUGAUGCUGCCAUAAUGUACGGUGGCAUGGAAAGUUAUCACCACAUGUGCCGAUUCUACUCCGGACACUUCUACAAGCAUCCUUUGCUGAUGAAGUACGAAUGGUACUGGCGUUUGGAGCCCGAGAUCACCUACUUCUGCGACAUUACCUAUGAUCCGUUCCUCAAGAUGGCCGAAGCCAACAAGACAUACGGGUUCACCAUUGCAGUCAAGGAGCUUAGGGAAACAGUCCCCAACAUUUUCCGCUAUGCGGCCGCCUACAAGCGCAAGUACAACCUGAAGUCUAAGGGUCUGUGGGAGAUGUUCCUGGAGCAACCGGAGAAGCCAGAGGUCCCCGAGGAGAACAACCAGGGCAAAUUGCCCGACGAAAUCCUGCAGACUGAUCCCGGUGACAACAACCUGAAGGAUAUCGACCCUGAGGCUAUGGAAGGCGAGAGCUACAACAUGUGUCAUUUCUGGAGUAACUUUGAAAUCGCUCGUCUGGAUUGGUUCCGCAGCAAGGAGUAUGAAGAUUUCUUCACCAUGAUGGACCGGAGCGGUGGUUUCUGGAAUGAACGAUGGGGCGAUGCUCCUAUUCACUCUCUUGCCGCUGGUGCUCUCCUUGCGCCCAGUGACAUCCACUACUUCCGUGACUUUGGCUACCGUCACACGACCAUCCAACACUGCCCCGCAAACGCUCCCGCUCGCCAACUUACUCGCAUCCCAUACCUCGAAAAGACCACGGAGGAUGAGAAGAAGCGUAUUGAGGAAGAUGAAUACUGGGCGAAUGCGGACCAGGUCAAGGAAAAUGGCGUCGGCUGUCGAUGCCGCUGUGACACCGACAUUGUCGAUGUCGAAGGCAAGCAAGGCAGUUGUCUUCCCGAAUGGGUUGAGGUUGCCGGCGGCUGGUCCUCGCCAUAA